AUGAAACUGAAGAGCUCGGAUGAGCACACAUCAGUGUUGCAACUAACCAGUGCAAAGACCUUUGACACACAGGCAGCAACACAGAAGAAAGCUGAUGCUCGAUGCUGGGGCCAGGUGCAGCACACAGCCCAGCCCAGCGCCCAGCCCGGGCGUACUCCACGGCGAGCCUCUUGCAGCUCCCGUGCUCGAUCCCCGCCGCUCGCAGUCCUCCGAGCCCCCAGGGGGCGCAUUAAGGGCUGCGACGCUCUGGCAGGCUGGGCGGAAGGAGGCUUCCCGUGGCGCGCCCAUGGAGCCCGGCGGCUCGCGCCGCCCCAGUGCCUCACUUUCUCGCCCCGCAGCGCGGCGGAGCGGCGGGCGGCACGCAAGGCCCUGCAGCGGCCUCAUGGCCCGAAGGAUUUCAUCCCCGACGGCUCGGCCGAGCAGGCGGAGAAGCUGCGGCUGUGCCAGGAGGAGCAGUGGGAGAUCCUCUCCGAGGAGCGGGUGGAGCGGCUGGGGAAUCUGGUCAAAGCUGAGUGGAAGCCAGGACAAGGCAUCGUAGAGCUGCAGUCCCCCGCGGGGAAGUUCUGGCACACCAUGGGAUUCUCCAAACAUGGCAAACAGUACCUGCUGCCUGAGGAAGCUCUGUACCUGCUGGAGUGUGGCUCUGUUCAACUCUUUUACAGGGAUCUGCCCUUGUCAAUCCAGGAAGCCUAUGAGAUCCUGCUGUCCCAGGAGGCAGUGAGCCUGCCACAUUACCAGGUGUUCAGCCACUUGAAGCAGCUGGGUUAUAUUGUACUGAGAUUCGACCCCAGCACUCUCCCAUCUCCCUACGAGAGGCAACUGAACCUGGAAAGCCACUGCCAGAGCUCUGGGAAACACCAUCGCAAAAGGAGGGGCAGUCCCAGCCCUGGGUCAUGUGAGAAGAAACUCAAGAUAUCUGAGAACCUUCCAGAAGCUGAAGGGGCUUCUGAAAAAGCUGGAGGUGACUGUGGAGGCUCCAACUGCCUUCCCAUGGAUGAAGAGCCCUUGUCAGAGCAGCCAAAGGAAUCGGAUGCUGGCAGUGGAGAGGGGGAGUCAAACCCUCUGCCUCUUGAUACAGGACAAAAGGACUUCCUGAGCCCCUCCAGGAGCCGAGCUGGAGAUCACAAAGGAGGCAGCACUGGUACCCAUGCACCCCACUGGGAUUUUACCACCAUCAUCUUGCCAAAUGUGGCCUCAGACCAGCCAUGCACACAUCUGCCCUUACCUGAGAAGGAGCUGCUGCCAGAGAACGUGCCCGGGAGGGAGGUGGACGCAGCCGGCUGGUGCGCACGCAUCAACCAGAAACAGGAGAGGCUGUCACGGAAGGAGAGGGAGCAGAGAGACAGGGAGAGCAGGUACAAGAGCAGUGUCAAUGCUGACCAGGAGGUGAGGCGCUGCUCCAACUGGCAGGAGUACAAAGCCCUCUUGGAGAAGAGGAGCCAGCAGAGGCUUUGGAGACGACCGCCGCAUCUCUGGGACCAGGCUGUCACACCGCUUCUGCGGCCAGAUGAAGCUACCUCAGCAGCUGUGCUCCUCCAGCAGAUCAGUGUGCUACAGCCCUCCCACAUCCUGGAUGGAGCCUCUUGGCUGCAGGAGGACCCAGAGCCCAUGAAGAUAGAUUUCAAUGUGUAUCCAGCAGAUGCUGUGGCCAAGUUUAAGAAGACAAACCCUGGGAAGCCGUAUGUCAGGAUGUGUGUUCGGAGCUGUAGUAGCUGGAGCAAGGAAGGCGGUAAUGCAGUUUUACCAAGCUUUGACGAGCAGAUCCCAUCCCUUCGGGCUCUGAAGCAGGUUACCUAUCAGAGUGGGGACGUCCCGGUGGUAUUUGCUCUGGUGGAUCAUGGAGACAUUGCCUUUUACUCACUGAAGGAAUUCAAGCUGCCAGUUGAUAUUAAUCACUGAAGUUACUGUCUAUUGCAGAAAUGGUGUGGGAUGAAGGGAAGAGCUUUACUCAGGAUGUGUUUUUUAUUAAAGAAAUACCAGAGAAACUAGAGCCUCUCAGAACUGGAACCUUGAGUAGCUGACUACUUUUUUAGCUGUUAUGGACUUCACCCAGCCAGGUGAAGUUCAGUGAUAAUGGCUUAGCUGGGCAUUUCUGGACUGAUGUACACACUGCUUUGUUUUUGAAGCCACUGGUUCUCUGCUUUCUCACCUUGUGGACCACUAGUCUUCCUCUUCUGUGUCAUCUUUGGCUGACUUGUGAACUAUUAGAAAACACUUUGCUGAUGAUCCUCUUGUCACAUGUUAAGAACCACUGUGCUACACCAGUCGAAUGGUUGGAGAGUCAUUGAGGUCAAUCAGGGACAGAAUAAGCUGAUCAGAUCAGUGGUGGUGUCCUGAGCUCCUGUCAUUCAGCUGUGCCAAGAACUGCCAGAUGAGAUUCUGAUCUGCAAAAGGCACAGCCAUAAAGCUCAGCCACCUGGAGUAAAGUUUCCAGGCACUUGAGAGCAGCAGACUGUGCCUUGAAUGCUAUUUGAUCAGCUGGAGGUCACAGAAGGCCCCAGAGCAUUGCAGAUGGCACUCCAGCCUCACACUGGAGCAGCUGUUCUGAGAUGUGUUUUGGCCAUGCAGCAUUAUGCCAUAUUGAAGUUUGCUCACCAGUAGCCUCACCAGAGCUGUGCUGCAGCUCCCUGUUUCGGCCUGACCUCCUCUUUCCUGGCUGUGGAUCCUUUUCUUUUGCAAGUGAGAGAUCCCUGAGUAAAGAAAAGCUACAAAUUCCUCAUGAGCCUUUCAGUCCUAUGGCUGUUGUGCUCCAAAUGGGGGACAUCAUUGCUUUCCUGUGGGAGCUUCCCACCACGAUAUCCAGGUACCAAAUUUGCUUUUAGCCUCUAUGCAAAAGUGUUGGUGCCAGGAGGUCUGCUGGGUGGGCAGGAGUGUGCUGAGCACAGUUGUGUGCAGUAUUGAGGUUUGUAAUAGCAACUGGCUUAGAUGC
Molecule: messenger RNA, 2929 nt
Organism: Indicator indicator
Lineage: Eukaryota; Metazoa; Chordata; Aves; Piciformes; Indicatoridae
Gene: TSEN54
Product: tRNA splicing endonuclease subunit 54
Exons: 13
Coding region: 1-1899 (632 amino acids)
Biological process (GO): tRNA-type intron splice site recognition and cleavage
Cellular component (GO): tRNA-intron endonuclease complex
Source: RefSeq, a predicted model, not a curated record